UGUUGGCGCCUCGUUCGUCGUCAUGUCGGCCCUGGAGAAGCAACUGCACCUGGGCCGCCUCCCGCCGAGGCCCCCAUUGCCCGGUGGCGGCGGCCAGUCCGGCUCCAAGAUGCGCAUGGGCCCUGGAAGAAAGCGUGAUUUUUCGCCAGUGCUUUGGAGCCAGUACUUUGAAUCUAUGGAGGACGUUGUGGUAGAAAAUGAAACUGGCAAGGAUACUUUUCGAAUUUACAAAAGUGGAUCGGAGGGGCCUGUGUUACUGCUGUUACACGGUGGAGGCCAUUCUGCUCUUUCCUGGGCUGUAUUUACUUCUGCAAUCAUUAACAGGAUUCAGUGUAGGAUUGUGGCUUUAGAUCUCCGAGGCCAUGGAGAAACAAAAGUUAGGAAUCCUGAAGAUCUGUCUGCAGAGACUAUGUCAAAAGACGUUGGAAACGUGGUUGAAGCUCUGUACGGGGACCUUCCUCCCCCUAUCAUGCUGAUUGGGCACAGCAUGGGGGGUGCCAUCGCAGUGCACACAGCGGUCGCAAAUUUGGUGCCAAGUUUACUGGGUCUGUGCAUGAUCGAUGUUGUGGAAGGUACAGCCAUGGAUGCGUUGAACAGCAUGCAGAACUUCUUAAGGAGUCGUCCCAAAACGUUCAAGUCACUUGAGAAUGCCAUUGAGUGGAGUGUAAAAAGUGGACAAAUACGAAAUCUUGAAUCUGCCAGAGUUUCUAUGGUCGGUCAAGUCAAACAGUGCGAAGGGGCUGCCAGUCCUGAAUGUCCUAAAGCCAUAGUGGAGGGUAUUAUUGAAGAAGAGGAGGAGGAGGAAGAGGACGAGGAAGGGGGAGGCUCUGUCAACAAAAGGAAGAAAGAAGAUGACACAGAGACAAAGAAGGAGCACUUAUACACGUGGCGAAUUGAACUGGCGAAGACAGAAAAGUACUGGGAUGGCUGGUUCAGGGGGUUAUCUAACCUCUUCCUAAGCUGUCCAACUCCAAAGCUUUUGCUUUUAGCUGGUGUUGACAGGCUGGAUAAAGAUCUAACAAUUGGACAGAUGCAAGGGAAGUUUCAGAUGCAAGUCCUCCCACAGUGUGGCCAUGCAGUCCAUGAAGAUGCUCCAGACAAGGUUGCUGAAGCUGUUGCAACGUUCCUGAUCCGUCACAGGUUUACAGAGCCCAUCGGUGGAUUCCAGUGUGUGUUUCCUGCUUGUUAAUACCCUGGUGUUCUCCAGCACUGAGUCCUGUUGUAAAUAAACUGCACCAGAGGCCACUGUGAUGUAUCCAUAUCCUUUCAUCUCUCCAGUUCAGCGGCAGUGAGAAGUUGGUGUGAGAUUCAUCCCCUAGAACUAGUUCUCCAGAAUGUGUAAAUGCUUAGGGACUUCCUUGCUGGGAAGCAGCUUGUACUGAAGACCAUGAAAAGCUCUUCAGGCCCUUGGAAGUGGGCUCCUCUCUGCUGCCACAAGGAAAGACCUCCUGAAAUCCCAAGUAGUCAAUCAUACCAAUCUCCAUCAAUUCUCAGGCUUUCUUGGACCCAACUGCAAAGGGGCUGUCGGCAGUCCAGAUCCACCGAGGGCAUUGCAGCAUAGCCAAAGGCUUCGGGAUUUCUCCAUGGAAUCGUCUAAUCAUCUUUGAAGUGCCCCUUAGGUUUGUUUUUUACAUACACGUUUCUUUCCCCGAAAGCAGACGAGGAAUCGGCUUCAUUGGGAGCUCAGGUUUCAUCUCACCUAUGCCAGCCUUACGGGUUAAGCUGCGGGAAGAGCCUGGGUGCUACUUUCCUGCACAAAGCUGGAGGGGACUGUAAAACAAAAAGGCGAGGGGGAACCAUGAGCUCCAUUUCAGAGUCUUGCGGCUUUCUUAAUACUCGUUUCAAGUUCUCACUGAGAAAAAUAGCCUGGAUAACUCCGUCUACUGCGGACACAUGACAGGCAGGGGACUCUGGGCCUGCAUUUAUGGGGAAGACCCAAGAGCAGCAGUAACAACGUGGUCUGCAGGCAGUCUGCCUGUUUGGCCGUUCUCUGCCCCUGGAAUGUGUUUAUGCUUCCCUUCUCGUAGCUGCUACACACAACUGAGCAGAGAUCAGCGCCUUUUGGAUGAAAAAAUGCAAAAUGUGCGGUAGAUAAAACCCUGGAAGAGCUUGGAGUCAGUCCUGCUGAUGUUGAUGCAGAGGUGUAGGCAGCUGCUGCGGUAUGCUCCCCCCAGUAUUGGAGGAAAGACCCUGUUUUCACUGUCACUUCCUAGAUUGUUUUGCUGCCUGCUUUCCACUUUUCUGUGUAAAUGCAGUAGUUACAUGGAGAGCUUUUUUUCAGGGUUAAACUAUCCACAGACAGUUUGUCAGGUUGCUUUCACCUAAGAAUCACUCUUGAGCGUAAGAGCAGACACAUUUUGGAGCAGUUUUCCUCAAUAUGUUGCUGGUGGAUGUCUGAAAUCUUGGGUUUUUGCCUUGUGUCCAUAACCCCUUGAUGCUGUAUGAUGAAAGCAGUAUUUUGACGCUGUUUUGCUGAGGCAGAGUUCUGUUUUGGCCUGAUUUGGGAGCUGCGAUGCGCAUCUGGGCGUACGUCCUGUGACAAGAGCCAUUGUGAAUUCCUGGCAUUUGAGAGGUGCAGGUGGGGCAAAGGGAGACGGUGUGAAGAGCGCAAAGCCCAGUUCAACUUUGGCGUUUACCCUGAUGGAGAGCCACU
This is a messenger RNA of Gavia stellata (red-throated loon), 2653 nucleotides long. It is a transcript of the gene PPME1, whose product is annotated as protein phosphatase methylesterase 1. The transcript is spliced from 14 exons. NCBI's taxonomy places the organism in Eukaryota, Metazoa, Chordata, Aves, Gaviiformes, Gaviidae. Gene Ontology annotation, biological process: protein demethylation. Bases 23 to 1189 code for a protein of 388 amino acids. Gene Ontology annotation, molecular function: protein methylesterase activity. The record is from RefSeq and is a predicted model, not a curated record.